GCUACAUCAGAUGUCAAAGAGUAAUGCAAAAGAAAUGAGGUGGCUGCAGUGACAGAGGAGGUCCCGGUUAGGUUGCCGGAGAAGAGCAUAGGCUGUGGGCUCUGUGGGGCUGAUUGAGGAAAGCUGCAGCUGCUGUAUUGGUUUAUGGAGAGUGGCCCACUGGUGUGGGCUGGCAAUAGCCAAUACCUCUGGCCAACCAGACUGCCACUAGGGGGCAUUUUCUAAAAGAGCUGAUGGGUGGAGCUGUAAGGGCCUUGUCCAGUAAGUGCACAUGCUCGGCAGCCAAGGAGAAGGUCGGAUCCAGCAAGAGCGAUUCCUGCUGCCUGGGCAGAGGAAAGAAGAAUGCGGGGAAGGAGCGCUGCCAUCCUCUCUAGUUAUUUACAGGGCGUGACUCCAGUGUGCGGGGCUGACACUUUCUAAAAGUGCUGAUAAUAGAGCUGUCACUAUGUGGUGUGGGCGAAGAUUGCUGCGCAGUGCAGCCCAGCAGGACUGGAAUGUCUGGUCUUCUGGGCAGGACUCCACCCUGUAUUUAGCUGUGAUGCUCUGAGACCUUUCCCAGACCUCAGGAGGAGCUCUGUGUAAGCUGGAAGAUGUGCUGUGCUGCUUAACACCCCUGCACAGUCAGUUUCCGCCCUCUGCCCACCUCCUGGACAGCGGCGUUUAAUGCCAAGUCAGGGCAGAGUGAGGGCAGCAGCUUCAGCAGAUGCCACUGAGCAUGCGCCGUCGGUCGGUGCGCCCAUGCUCAGUCCCCGCCAAGCCGCUGACGCAAGGCACGGUGCAGGCUGAGUCAGCGAAGCUGAACCUGCCCACGGGUUCGGCAGCGAGGCGUUCCCGCGGCCGCGGCAUAGACACCGUCUCAGGCGGACCCAGGAUAUUAGGGUUGAGCUUCCUGAGUCAGAUGCUGCUGCCUCCAUUGUGAUCUGGGAGCCUAGGCUGAGCAGCUCCUAUUCCCUGGUGGUUGAGCUGAGCUGGGGAGUGACUAUGAGUAAAGCUUCUUCUGUGCCCAGCCAAGGCUGCAGUGUAACGUUCCAUCCUUCUGGAGGACAGGGAAAGGAAAUGGCUGCCGUGGAGCCAGUGCAGGGGCCGGUGACCUUCGAGGAGGUGGCUGUGUAUUUCACCAAGGAAGAAUGGGCUCUGCUGGACCCCGCUCAGAGAGCCCUCUACAGAGACAUCAUGCAGGAGAACUAUGAGAAUGUGAUCUUGUUGGGGUUUCUAGUCUCCAAACCUGAUGUCAUCUCCCAGCUGGAACGAGGGGAAGAGCUGUGGGCUCCAGAUUUCCAGGGCUCAGAGGAAAGUGAGAUCCUGAGAGGCAGCUGCACAGCAGGUAAUGGGAUGGUGAGUGAGACCAUGGAGCAGAAUCCUCAGCAGGAAGAUGAUGAGCAAAGGGAAUCACAUGGGGUGUUAUUGCAAAGAUGCAAGGGGAGUGUGUCCAGGAGCUGUGAGCAGGGAAAAGUCUGUGAGAGUCAGUACAUGCCAGAGAAGUGGCAGGGAAACCAGCCAAGGCAGAAAGUUGGUAAAUCUGUUAAUUAUCAGGGAACUCACAAAGGCCUCAAGGAAACCACGGCCCAGCAGAAAAUGGUGAUGGGAGAGAGAAAUAACACAUGUGUUGAGUGUGGGAAAAAGCUCAGUAGGCGCUCAAGCCUUAUUAGACAUCUGAGACUCCAUGCAGGAGAGAGCUCCUAUGAAUGUUGUGACUGCGGGAAAACCUUCACUCAAAGUUCACACUUUAUUAAACAUCAGAGGAGCCACAGAGGGGAGAAACCAUACAAAUGCUGUGAGUGUGGGAAAACCUUCACUCGGAGCUCUGUCUUUAUUAACCAUCAAAGAAUCCACACAGGGGAGAAACCUUAUAAAUGCUGUCAGUGCGAGAAAACCUUUGCCCAAAGCUCAAACCUUAUUACACAUCAGAGGAGCCACUCAGGGGAGAAACCCUAUGUAUGCUGUGAGUGUGGGAAAACCUUUGCUUGGAACUCAAACCUUACUAGACAUCAGAGGAUCCACACACAGGAGAAACCCUGCUGUGAAUGUGGGAAAACCUUCACUAAUAGCUCAACCCUUAUUAAACAUCAGAGAAUCCACACAGGGGAGAAACCCUAUGAAUGCUGUGAGUGCCAGAAAACCUUUACUAAGCCCUCAACCCUUAUUGAACAUCAGAGGAUCCAUACAGGGGAGAAACCCUAUGAAUGCUGUGAGUGUGGGAAAACCUUUGCUUGGCGCUCCACCCUUGUUACACAUCAGAGGAUCCACAGAGGGGAGAAACCAUAUGAAUGCUGUGAGUGCGGGAAAACCUUCACUCUGUCUGCAGACCUUAUAAGACAUCAGAGAAUCCACACAGGGGAGAAACCCUAUGAAUGCUGUGAGUGUGGGAAAACCUUCCCUCAGUGCUCAACCCUUACUGAACAUCAGAGGAUCCACACAGGGGAGAAACCCUAUGAAUGCUGUGAGUGUGGGAAAACCUUUGCUUGGAGCUCAAACCUUAUUACACACAGGAGGAUCCACACAGGGGAGAAACCCUAUGAAUGCUGUGAGUGCGGGAAAACCUUCGCUCGGAACUCACACCUUAGUAGACAUCGGAGAAGCCACACUCAAGAGUGACCGUAUGGAUGCUGUGAGUGCAGGAAAACCUUUGCUCGGAGCUUGAACCUUAUUACACAUCAGAGCAUCCAUACAGUGUGGGAAAUUCUUCUGUCAGAACUCAGCCCUUUUUUAUCAUCAGAAAAGCUGCAAGGGAGAUAAACACCUUAAAAUCCUUGUCUAUGGCUGAGGAAAGAUUUUUGUUUUCCUUUUGCUAAUUCCCACAUAGUGAGUUUUAAGGCAGCAUUUGUGACAUUGUGGUUUCUCAGCUCCCCCAACUGAGUUGUCUGCUUUUCCCUUUUGCAGCUCACCCUUUCUUGGAGUGAAUUCCAGGGCUGGAUUUACACCUUACGCACUCGUAGGCUCAGCAUCUUCAGCACCCACCCUGCCUGCAGUUGACCUUCAUGUUGCACAGUUUUAGAGAGGUAAGGCACCCCUAAAAUGCUGGUGCCCCUAGGCAUACUCCUACUGUGCCUAAUUGGAAAUCUGGCCCUGGUGAAUCCCACAGUAUUUUUCAUCAACUCCUUUGUCCUGUGUCAUGGAAGUGUGUGUCCCUCCAACAUGAAUGUCCAUCAGCCCCAGGUGGGGGAACCAGGAGUGACCUCUACCAGGUACGUGGAGGUUAAAUCUACCUGCGCCUUGACUCCACUAGGUUUUCCAUGGAGUUAGCUAGAUUAAGUUAGUGAUCCUGAUGUAAAACCACAACUAUUUUUUCAAUAAAGAAAAUAGCCCAUGUACAGCAGUCAGGGUAAUGUAGCAAAUUUCCUCACCAUCUGACACAACCUCCAUCACUUCUCCUAGUCUAACCAAAUUAAGAACAUCAUGUUUAUAUUUUUCCUCCCACUUCAAAGCAAUUGUUAGUCACCAGGUUCCCCACUAGGGACAAAUUGUCUCAUUCCCAGUUGUUCUCACAUUACACUGGUUUGUGCUGAAAAGCAGUUGGGUUUUUUUCCAUUUUUCUCAUUUUAAAUAUAUUUAAAUAUAACAAAGACGAUCAGGGAUGAGGGGGAAAAGUGUUUUUUCAACCUCUGUGAUACCUGAAGAAGUGGUGAGUUAGAGGGAGUCCGACCUUCUGAAUUAGCCCAGCAACAUUUCCUUUGUUAGAGCCAUGUAUAAUUUAUCUUCUACACCUCUGCUACUUAAUGUAUCAUAUGAUUCAGGGUUCUCAGCCCUCUGCUUGGGGAUCACACUUUGUUUUCUUUGAUCCCAAAACAGUAAUUUAGGGCCUGAGAUGAAAAUGUCACAGACCUGGAAGGGGAAUUUUAAUGGAUCUCAAACUCAGUGAGAUAAUUUGGAGUUUAAAUCCCAGUUUCCAACUGUUGGAAAAGCCUCUUAGAAUCAUAGAACUGGAAGGGAUCUCGAGAGAUCAUCUAGUCCAGACCCCUGCACUCAAGGCAGGACUAAGUAUUAUCUAGACCAUCCCUGGUGUUU
This is a messenger RNA of Trachemys scripta elegans, 4005 nucleotides long. RefSeq names its product zinc finger protein 436-like. Bases 982 to 2595 code for a protein of 537 amino acids. Lineage: Eukaryota; Metazoa; Chordata; Testudines; Emydidae. The transcript is spliced from 6 exons. Gene Ontology annotation, biological process: regulation of DNA-templated transcription. The record is from RefSeq and is a predicted model, not a curated record.